AUGGCGCUGGCUUUUCCCCUGAGGCUGGCUCUGAUGCUGUUAAGAGCAGAAGCAACAGCACACCUCCAAGAGGAACGGCUCCCAUUCUGGACAACGGUGGGUUUGCCCAACAGCCGGGCACUGCUGAGCUCGGCUCCCUGCUCUGUGCACAAAGCUCUGCCUCAGCUUGUCAUUCAGGGGGCUGCUGCCGUGGCAGAAGUCCAGGGAAUCCCCUCGCGCUUAGUCCUGAAGGCACCUCCCUGGGUGGGACUGGGUAACUUGCAGCCCCACCUCCCACUCUGCUGUCUUGUCCCCUUUCCCCCCGGUGCCCCACUGUGCUCUCUCCUCGCUCACCUCUUACCCCUCCACCUUUCUCCUUUUUCCUACUUGGGAUUUGCACCCUUUGGGGACGCCUGCCCCCCUCUGGCUCCUGUCUCUGACCUUCCCUUUUCUCCCAGCUCCCGCCUGCGUGUGCGGGGACUGUUCUCCCAGCGCAGCUCAUCCAGGCCCGGUCAGCCACGGCCCGAGUCUCUGCUCCGGGCCGAGAUGGAGAUGCAAACAAGAGGAGGGAAGGCGCCAAGCGAGAUGCGCAGAGUGGGGGCGGGGAGAUCAGAGGCCCUGGAGCCCAAAACGGACCUAGGAAGUGCGAAUCCUUACGGAGGAAAGGAAUUUGGCGAAUUGAUACUUUGUUGAAGCUGCUUUUGGUAAAUGAGCCUGACGGGAAGAAGCUCAGAGCCACCCCCUCACCUUCCACGAAUACCUGGCAUCGCGCCGUCCAGCUGCGCCUGGGAGUUAGAAGACACUGUGCGGUGACUGUCCAUUUGGUGCGCCGGAAGCGGUAGUUCAGAGACUGGCCCAAGUCGCAGAAGGGGUGGUGCGAAAGACGAAGUAUGAGGCCAGUCUCUGUGCCACUCAGGGGCGCCUUUUUCUGAGUUACACUUCAGGAAGGCUGCGAUCACUUUUAUAAACUUA
This is a messenger RNA of Manis pentadactyla (Chinese pangolin), 951 nucleotides long. RefSeq lists its product as uncharacterized. NCBI's taxonomy places the organism in Eukaryota, Metazoa, Chordata, Mammalia, Pholidota, Manidae. The transcript is spliced from 4 exons. The record is from RefSeq and is a predicted model, not a curated record. Bases 1 to 672 code for a protein of 223 amino acids.